This is a messenger RNA of Saccharomycopsis crataegensis, 2049 nucleotides long. RefSeq names its product DEAD/DEAH box helicase. Gene Ontology annotation, molecular function: DNA helicase activity; ATP hydrolysis activity. Gene Ontology annotation, biological process: DNA repair; telomere maintenance. Bases 1 to 2049 code for a protein of 682 amino acids. The record is from RefSeq and is a predicted model, not a curated record. The transcript has a single exon. NCBI's taxonomy places the organism in Eukaryota, Fungi, Ascomycota, Saccharomycetes, Ascoideales, Saccharomycopsidaceae.
AUGAUUUCACAAGGAGGUUCCAAUCGUCGCAAUCAAAAGGGACAAAGUACUUUGUCCAACUUUUUGAUCAGUAAAAAACCAAAGAAAGCCGGGCAGGUAGCUACUCAACGUUCGAUGAUCUCUUCUUCAUCAAACAAUGUCAGUAAGUUUACUGACUCCUCCCUGUUAACAAAGAUCAUCAGCCUCGAUAGCGACGAUGAAGAUAAAUCUGAAGAUAAUGCUGACCUACAAAUAAUCAGGCACAAAGUGUUGUCCAAAUCUGACAAAGUCAUAAAGCCAUUGAAACCUCACAACUUUUCCAGAAGUUUUGUAUCGCCAGUUACCCAAAUUUCUCAUAAUAAUUUAAAAACAACCAUGAAUUCAGAGACUACCGAAAAGUCAAUGAAGAAGUUUCAGAAAUGGGAUAGUAUUGCCAUCAGCAACAAACCGAGAUUAGUUAGAGAAAACAGUACCCCAUCAUUCACCUCAUCUUCUCAACUGUCCAAGAGUGCUCAGGAUGCUGCAGGUGCCAAUCAGGAUCAAAUUGUUCUUAGCUCAGAACAGAAGCAAGUUCUAAAAAUGGUUAUUGAUGAAGGUCGAAGUAUCUUCUUUACUGGUAGCGCUGGUACUGGUAAAUCUGUGUUGCUUAGAGAAAUUAUUAAGCGCUUACAAGGUGUUUAUUACAGAGAAGACUUUGUAGCUGUAACGGCAUCAACUGGUUUGGCUGCUGUUAAUAUCGGAGGACAGACUAUUCACAGGUUUGCAGGUAUUGGUAUUGGUAAUGGUAGUGUUGGUGAGUUGAUAAAAAGGGUUGAAAAAAAUGAAUUGAAUGUGAAGCGCUGGAGAAACAUAAAAGUAUUAAUUAUUGAUGAAAUCUCCAUGAUUGAUGGCGACCUUUUUUCUAAGGUUGCUGCUGUCGCAAAACAUGUCAGAAGAAACGACCAACCAUUUGGCGGUAUUCAGCUUGUUUUGACUGGUGAUUUCUUCCAAUUACCACCAGUGCCUGACAAAUUCAGUCAUAGAGCCCCUAAAUAUUGUUUCCAAAGCCCGGAAUGGAAUGAUGUGGUAGAGGAAACCAUUUUGUUGACGAAUGUUUUCAGACAAAAGGGUGAUACUGAGUUGAUCGAUAUGUUGAACACUGUCAGAUUAGGUACAUGUAGUAUAGAAAUGGCACGGAAAUUCCAAAGCUUAUCCAGGCAAGUGAUUUAUGAUGAUAAUAUUCAGCCAACAGAACUAUAUCCAACAAGAGAGGAAGUCAGAAUAUCUAAUUCUACUCGUUUGAACCAGUUGCCGGGAAAACCUCGCUGCUUCAAAGCUGUUGAUGUAUUCUCUUCUGAUAAUCCUUAUGCAAUCAAGCAUGAAAAGUCUAUGUUAGACAAUAUGCUUUGUGUGGAAGAAUUGAUUCUAAAAGAGGAUGCACAGGUCUUGAUGCUCAAAAAUUUAGAUAAUAAGGUGGUAAAUGGGUCUGUCGGAAUUGUUUCAUGUUUUCUUACUGAAGAGUUGUAUUUAGGUCUUCUUCAUGAUUAUGAUUUUGAUAAUUUCAAUAAUCUGAGCACUAGAGAGGAAGUUAGAUUUAUAUCUAGCUGCAUUGGUGAGCAGCCUCAAGAGGAAAUGAGGAGCAAGUUGAAUACAUUUUCUAGUGAUGCUAGAGUUAGAAUGAAGCCUCAUCUUCUCACCGCGUUACGGUCUCGAACUACAGAUGUGUAUCCGGUAGUUGCAUUCUCUAUUCCAGGGAGUAGGGAUGAUGGUAAAAUAAUAAAGCUUGUUCAAACUGAUGAAUUUUCAGUGAAUAUUCCAAAAGCAGGAUCGAAAAAGAGUGGGAAAGCUGUCAGAAUGCAGAUACCAUUAUUACUUUCCUGGGCUAUUUCCAUCCACAAAUCCCAGGGUCAAACUUUGGACCGUGUAAAGGUUGAUUUGAAUAAGAUUUUCGAAAAAGGUCAAGUUUACGUGGCCCUUUCAAGAGCGACCUCAAAAGAUAGAUUACAAGUUCUUAACUUCCGCUCUGAAAAAAUCAGAGCAUCGGAUGAGGUUCGUGAAUUUUACCGGAAUUUGCAGACAAUUUCUAAUUAA